Neocloeon triangulifer is the source of this 1263-nucleotide messenger RNA. Its product is annotated as macrophage mannose receptor 1-like. Gene Ontology annotation, biological process: biological process involved in interspecies interaction between organisms. Gene Ontology annotation, cellular component: external side of plasma membrane. The transcript has 9 exons. The record is from RefSeq and is a predicted model, not a curated record. Gene Ontology annotation, molecular function: carbohydrate binding. NCBI's taxonomy places the organism in Eukaryota, Metazoa, Arthropoda, Insecta, Ephemeroptera, Baetidae. Bases 61 to 888 code for a protein of 275 amino acids.
AGCUCGUCAUCAGAAUCAAUCAGUUUUACAAGCACCACAGACAAUGGUUCAGUCAAGUCUAUGAUAGAUACCAAUAGCUCCAGCUCACAAUCUGUCACAAAUCAGAACUUUGCAGCGAGUUCUAAUGGAGCAUCUACAGCUACAUUACCUGCCGGACAGGAAUAUUCUCCAUUAGCCACAUCACUGAUAGAUAGUUUAUUGAACACCGCGACUGCUGCAGUUAACUCACAGAUUCUAUUGGGAAGUCCGGGACAAACUUCCUCGGCAGUAAAUGGGAUUCAAAGUAACAUCGGAACAUCUUCUGGGCCAAUAACGGGAGGAGUGACCACUGGGAGUUCUUCUUCAAAUAAUCUGGUUGCUGGCGCUACUUCCCCAGGAGUUUCAACUACCACAUUUUCCAGUUCUUCCACAACGUCAACCUCAACUACCACCACAACAACCACAACCACAACUCCACCUACUUGUGCGAGUGGUGCAUACACAAUUUCUAAAUCUUUGACCACGUGGGAAAGUGCAAGGCUUGAUUGCAACAGGAUGGGGAAGGAUUUGGUCAACCUUGAAACACAGGCAGAAGAGCAGUGUUUUUUGGAAUAUGUGCGAAAUCAAAGCAGGAUUGGAGACAGAUUCUGGAUUGGCUUGAACGCAAUCAGGAAAACGAGCUUUCAGUGGACCAAUGAUCAAGAUCCAGGAUUCACUUCAUGGGACCAGGACUUUCCUGGAGGAGGCGCGCAGGAAUACUGUGUUCAAAUGGUAAAUGGAAAGUGGCAAAACAAGAGAUGCACCGACCUCAGCUAUUUUGCCUGCGAGAAUUCUACCACCAUAAACACGACAUCCAAGAGUUGUCCAGCAACGAGUUCAACUUACAUGCUGACUAAAGAUAUAAAAUAGAAAACAUGGCAAGGCGCUAGAGACGAAUGUGAUAAGUUUGGAAUGCAACUUGUCAGCUUGGAAACUCCAGAGGAAGAUGCUUGCGUCCGUGCACUCGUCGCUGCAGCAGGUCUUCAAGGAAACUAUGUGUGGAUGUCACUCAACUGCAUAAACGAAACUUUUUAUGACCACUGGGCCAAUGGUGCAAAUUCAACUUACAAGUCAUGGGCACCAAGAGAGCCUGCGCAAUACCCUAGUGAGCGAUGUGGUAUUAUAUGGCAAAAUGCUUGGUUUGAUCUACCUUGCACAGCAGCAACUUACUACGUUUGCGAAGGAUCGUCGUUCAUUUAAUCAACAAAAAUUUUCCCAAUUAUUCAAUUGGAAUAAGUGACUGAC